AUGGUGGAUGCAUUACAUGCAUCAUUGGAGAAAGCAGGGGAGCCCCAAGUCCAAGUGGUGGUGUCCGAGAGAGGCUGGCCCUCCGAUGGAAAUAGGGAGGUGACAACACCAGCCACAAAUAUACAAUUCGAACCUAAUAAGCCACGUUUAUCCAAUCAGUUUUCUGUGAACAAAAAUUAA
Messenger RNA from Prunus armeniaca (apricot), 180 nucleotides. The record is from the annotation of a GenBank genome assembly. Lineage: Eukaryota; Viridiplantae; Streptophyta; Magnoliopsida; Rosales; Rosaceae.